CCCUCUCUCCCUUCCCCCCCUCCUCCCCAUUCAGUCCCUUCCCUCCCCUCUGAAUCCAUGACUAGUUCGAUACCUUAACCCAAUGGACAUCCUCCGUCAUUAUAACCAUAACCAUAAACACAAACAUCGACAUCGACAUUGACAUUGACAUUGACAAUCUAGAAUCAGCAACAUCGCGAGACUUUCCAAGGCUCCUCCUGACGAUGGGCUCGAAUUACAUUCCCUCAUCAUCGCCAUCACACACGGAAUGAGACAAACAGUGCCAACUCGUAACUGCUUUUUUCUCCUGCCUAAUGUGACAAGUAGCUGCAAACGCACGCGGGCCUGGAAUUGCACAUGUUUCACAAAUAAACUUUCAGUACGGGGUACUGUACACGCCGGUGGAUCAAAACUCUACGAUAGCCCUCUCAGGUCGAUCUGGUCUCUGCCCCUCGGCCCCCCCUCCCCCUCGCCCUCCUCCUCGGAUAUUGUUUUGUCUGGUGCACCACCACCUAGCAACUCCACAUCAAGUUUAGCGAGACAAAAGUCGGAGCCGGCAAAAACUCAAAAUUUGCUGAGGCGCAAGUAUACUAGGCUAGGCCGUUGCAUCCAUCCAUCCUGUCGGCAAUCUUUCAAUAUACUUCUGAAACAGGACAAUACCCCAGGGACUGCUGCCCCUUGCUGGCUGGUUACCCGGAAGUCUCUGACUCGAGGCUGUAGACAAGAGGGUCUAGGGACCCACGAGGAAGGGGGGGGGGGAGGGUCCAACGGAUGUCUGAUCUGUCCAUCGGGCAACAGAAUGGCACCUGGUCUAGCUCCUCCACGUCCAGUAGUGUGCUGGCUUGAUAUGACGCUAUGCGCACGCUACCAAAGGGGGCCUCUGCCAGUCGGUCAAGUAGACAAAUCGGGCUUAGAGGAGGGUCUGUGAAAAGUAAUUUGUGAUGAUAAGGAGGAGGAGGAGGCGGAGUCUGGGAGUUCAUGGAAUACUGAGAAUAAGACACAUUUGAUAACGAGGUCGACCCUGGCCUUUGGCUCAACCCACCCCCCGAAACAAAUCGUCCGGGUUUGGCUGACUAUUCUAUCUUCAGAGCCGAGGCUGGAU
This is a messenger RNA of Aspergillus aculeatinus CBS 121060, 1081 nucleotides long. RefSeq lists its product as uncharacterized. NCBI's taxonomy places the organism in Eukaryota, Fungi, Ascomycota, Eurotiomycetes, Eurotiales, Aspergillaceae. The coding region runs from base 248 to 907 and encodes 219 amino acids. The transcript has 2 exons. The record is from RefSeq and is a predicted model, not a curated record.